Messenger RNA from Suricata suricatta (meerkat), 3927 nucleotides. RefSeq names its product family with sequence similarity 221 member B (gene FAM221B). The transcript has 8 exons. Bases 234 to 1577 code for a protein of 447 amino acids. The record is from RefSeq and is a predicted model, not a curated record. Lineage: Eukaryota; Metazoa; Chordata; Mammalia; Carnivora; Herpestidae.
CACGGAGACUACUGGGCGUUCCGGUUGCCCUGGUGACGGACCCCUCCUCUCCCUGCCCGGGUUCCGGAGGUUUCAGUCAAGCCCCUCCCUCAUCGGCCCCGGAACCCCUCGUCCCUCCCCAACCCCCACUCCCACCCCACCCCAGAUCUGGACAGAGCUCCUUUGCGAAUUUCUGCAGCUUAAGACGAGAUCCUGACCUAAAGGACUUGUUUCAGCCAAGACAAAGCCCGGAGAUGGAAGCAGACCAGGUCACAGAAGAGCCUCACCCCGCCAUGGAUGCAGAACACCCCUCUUUAAAGGAUCCCUCUGCUGAGGACUCACAGGAGCCCCCUAUCCCUGAAACAUCCUUUGAGCCUUCCAUCCCUGAGACCUCUUUAGAGCCCCUUACCUCUGAGAUCCCUUUAGGGCUCCUUACCUCUGAAACCCCUUUGGAGACUUCCAUCUCGGAGACUCCCCUAGAGCCCCACACCUCUGAUUCUCAUACAGCAUCACCUGCUUCCCAGGCCCCUUUAGAGCACCACACCUCUGAAACCCCUUUGGAACCUUCCAUCUCUGAGACCUCUUUAGGGUACUCUGUCUCUAAGAUCCCUUUGGAAACCCCUAUCCCUGAGACCCUGUUGGAGACUGACAUGUUUAAGGUCCCAGAGAAACACCUUUCUUUUCAUACCUCAUCACAAGGCCAUAUCACUGUACCUUCCUCUAAUACUCUUAAGGAAGACCUCUCUAAGUAUUCCUCCAGUGAGGUCUCACAGACAAGUGAGUCCAUCCAGAUCUUGGAGUCUGAGAUCCUUCAAAAGCACUCCCUUUCAAGCCCUUCAGCCCAGGUCCACCUGGACACAUCUGCAAAGGAGAAGGAAGAGGAAGGAGAGGACAAGGAGCAGGUGGAUGCCACUGAGAGCACCGCACGCACAGCUCAGCCUGGACACCAGCUGGGAAAGAAGAAGGGGAAGAAAGGAGAUAGCCGUUACACAGUCCAACAAGAGGUCCCUGCUCAGCAGACAGAGAUGGUGGAAGUGGCUCAGGCAAAGCAGAAAGAGAAGUUCAGUGCUCAGGGGAAUUAUCUUUUCCAAUGGGAGAAGAAUGCAGCCCUGAAUGCCAUCCAGACAGGUCUCUACAUUGGCUGGCGCUGCCCCCAUUAUCUAUGGGAUUGUUUCCGAAUUGGAGAGGAGUCCAAAUGCUUUUGUGGACACUUGUUGAGAGAACACCAGAUCAUCUCAGACAUCUCCGUGCCCUGCAACAUGGGCCAGUGCCGCUGCCUCAUGUUCUGCUUUAUCCCAUCACGCCCAGAGGAGGUGGGUGAGUUCUGGCUUAAAAGACGAGCUACCUUUGACCCCAAGGCCUGGAGGGCCCAAUGUCGCUGCAAACACAGCCAUGAAAACCAUGCAGCUACUGGGUCCCAUCCCUGCAGGGUGAAAGGCUGUUGCUGCAACUGCUUUGAGUCUAAUUUCCUCUGUGCGGCCUGUGACCGGCGCUGGGAGGAACAUGAGACUUUCUUUGAGACUGAGAAGACCCGGCGACGAGGAGGGAGGCCUUACGGGGCAGACUAUGUGCCUUUUGCAGAGAUGCCUACCUUCUGAGAAGCCAUCAUCAGCAACUCUGAACCUGAGGCUUUAAAGAAGCAGCGGCCCUCUGGCCAUCCCAGCACCAACCCCAGACCUCCUGGGCUCCUUGGCCCACACAGCCUCUGGCCUGGCCCUAAAUUUAACCCCUGUACCUGACCCUUUCACCUCUGCUUUCCCUCCUCCAGGGACAGACACUGUCAACACCUGGCACAAGCCUCUCUGAGCCCAGCUCGAAUCAUCAGUAAAGAAAGGGGAAGCCACUGGAAUUUGGCCUGUUUCUGUAUGGGUGGACAGAACCCCAGCCCAGUGACAGACACCCUAGGACUUAGAGUUGGUACCUUCUGGGAGCAAGAAAGCAUACCACAUGGGAGAGAGGCUGGAUCAAACCAUCUGCCUCCACCACACCCACAUUCAAGCAGAGAGCUCUGGCAUCAGGAGAGUGGCUUCAAGGAAACCAAGCAAGGAAGGGGAUUUCAAGAAGGCUAGAGGGAACACUGAUGGAGUUGGGGACUCCAGUAGGAUAAAGAUUGAAAAUGUCCAUCGGAUCUUACAAUGAGAAGGUCCUCAGAUAAUGCAGCUUCAGUGGCACAGUGGAGGUAGAAACCAAGCAGCAAGUUUGAAAGAGCUUCUUUAAGAAACUUGGAUGAAAAGAGCAGGAAAGAAGUCAGACAAUAUCCAGAGGGAGAUGUGCAGUCAAUGAAGCAUUUUUUAGGAGGGAAAAGGGGAAGGGGCCAGUAGAGAAAAAGAUUUUGAAGGAUGCAGAAGAAAAAGAGAGAUACCUGGUGAAACAAGAUCCUAAAGAUGGAGGAAGGGGGGAAUGAGGUCAGGGCAGAGGUGAAGGGAUGUGUUCUGGACAGGAGAAACACCACUUCCUAAGACCAAAAGGAAGGAAGAAAAGGACAGGGCCUUCACUGAGCUGCGGGGAGCAGGUUCUUGUGGGCAUUCCCCUGUGAAGUAGGAGACAAGGUCAGUUGCUGGUGGGGCAGGAGAGGGAUAAGAGUGGGGAGUAGGAGAUAGGAAGACAGAGGUGAAGGUUUGGGAAGGCUAAUGUGGGGAGUCGGAGAAAAACCUGAGGAUUCAGGGACAGCUGAAAGCAGGAAUCUAGUUAAAGAGGAAGAGAGAAGCAAAAUAAGAUUGAUGGCUGGUGAUGGAAGGUGUCAGGGAGGAUGAUCAGGAAGAUAAAGCAGAAAGAAGGCUUGAGGAUGUGGAGAGAGCUGACUAUACAAACGGAAAGGAAGUGAAGCUAGGAAACAACUGACAGAUUGAAAAAAGGAACAAAGGACUAGAAUUCUCUAAUGAGAUCCAGUAGCAGACGUAGUGGUAGGGAUUAAAGUAUGGGAGCCAGUGAUCAGAACCUACAGAGGGUUGCAGCGCUCAGAUGAGAACAGCUGCCAGGGAUCACAAAGCUUAGAAUAAAGACUGUAGGCCAGGGGCCAAAAUCAGUGAACCACAGAUUAUUUUUAUGAGUAGGAGAUUCUGACACUAAUUACCUCUGUGAUCGUAGGCAUAUCACUUUCCCUCUCUGGGCCUCAGUUCCUGGAUCUAUAAAAGAGGAAUAAUCUCUGUGUUACCUGCACUCCCUGAGAACCUAAAGAAAUAACCAGUUUCAAAGUGCUUUAUAGUCGCUUACCCUUCCUGGCUGGUUUCCUUCCUCUUCCUAGAUCCCAGUUCUUAUCUCUUCAACUUCUCUAGGGGUUGCUGCUCUCUUGAAGGCAUACUGCAUACAGCCUCUAGGGCACAGAGGAAAAGUCAGUCUACAUUUCCCCACAUUUGGGGAAGCUAUCUAUCCUUCCAAAGGAAGGAAAUCAGUCUAGUCCUAGAACUCCUAGGGGAAAUCACGGGAUCAAAUGUCUGCCCAUUGGAGGAAAAAGGACUUUCUAACAACAAUAAUAUGGCUAUACAAAAGAUUAUUCCUAUCUCCAGAAGUAAAGAGUUCUUCCGGACUGAUGAUAUGCAAUUAGUGACCUAAUGAUCAUUCACUAAAACUAAUUCAAUAGUCAACAGUAAAGGAAUGGUUACUGUAAUACACUCAUUCAAGUAAGUAAAAUGCAGACAUGACAAACUAUAUUUACAUAGACCAUGUAAUAAUAUGGAAAAUUGCAGGGCAGAAUAAGAAUAUAUAUGCAAUACAUGUGUAUUUUAUAUGAUAAAAGGAAAUGAAACAUCAAAUGUUAUUCACUUCACAAUCACUGAUGUGCUAAAACAAAAACAAAAACAAAAAACUAAAGAUACAGUGGCGGCUUUUGUCCUAAAUGUUAAACGUCAGACUAAAACUUACUUGGUGUAUGUUAGCAUUUUGUGACCCCUGUUCCUUAGGUCAAAAAUAUAUAUUCCAGCAAAAUGAAAUAAAUAUACUUCUCACCUA